Messenger RNA from Morus notabilis, 2817 nucleotides. RefSeq names its product ethylene receptor 2. Gene Ontology annotation, biological process: phosphorelay signal transduction system; response to ethylene. Bases 282 to 2585 code for a protein of 767 amino acids. Gene Ontology annotation, cellular component: endoplasmic reticulum membrane; endoplasmic reticulum. The record is from RefSeq and is a predicted model, not a curated record. Gene Ontology annotation, molecular function: ethylene binding; ethylene receptor activity; phosphorelay sensor kinase activity. The transcript has 3 exons. Lineage: Eukaryota; Viridiplantae; Streptophyta; Magnoliopsida; Rosales; Moraceae.
AAUAAAAAUUCUUUUUUUUUUUGUUUUCCUUAUUAAAGAAUCAUUUUUAUUGGGAUUUGUUGCUGGGUUUUUGUUCCUAGAACUGUACUGGUUUAACUUCUCAUCAUAUCUCUAUAUAUAUCUAUAUAUAUGUAAAUGGGCAGCCAAAGGUUUGUUCUUUUGAUGAGAUUGGACUAAUGGGUUAUGGAAGAAGAAGAUCUCAAGCCCGGUUUUGAUUGGAAUCUGGCGAUUUUGUUGAUUUUCCAGAUAAAUGGAUUGAAGAACCCGUCGUUUUGGAUGCAAUGUUUACAAAAGCAUUAGCAUCUGGGCUGCUACUGAUUUCGUGCCUCCUCAUCUCCUCCGUCGCCUCCGCCUCCGACGCCGUCUUCCCCCGAUGCAACUGCGAGGACGAAGGAAGCUUCUGGAGCAUCGAGAACAUUCUAGAAUGCCAAAGGGUCAGUGACUUCCUAAUCGCCGUGGCCUACUUUUCGAUCCCUAUUGAGCUUCUCUACUUCAUCAGCUGCUCAAACGUGCCUUUCAAAUGGGUCCUUUUCCAAUUCAUCUCCUUCAUUGUCCUCUGCGGAAUGACCCAUUUGCUCAAUGGCUGGACUUACGGCCCUCACCCAUUUCAGCUCAUGUUGUCCUUAACCGUUUUCAAGAUUCUCACCGCUUUGGUUUCUUGUGCGACGGCCAUAACUCUCAUUACUCUUAUUCCUUUGCUUCUCAAAGUGAAGGUCAGAGAGUUCAUGCUGAAGAAGAAGACUUGGGAUUUGGGCCGGGAAGUCGGCAUGAUUAUGAAGCAGAACGAGACCGGAUUGCACGUUAGAAUGCUCACUCACGAGAUUCGUAAGUCGCUUGAUAGGCAUACUAUUUUGUAUACUACAUUGUUUGAGUUGUCUGAGGCUUUGGGUUUGCAGUACUGUUCGGUUUGGAUGCCUAACGAGGAUAAGACUGAGAUGGUUUUGACCCAUGAAUUGAAAGGGAGGAAUUAUUCUAAUUUGUAUAAUUUUUCUAUACCUAUUACUGACCCUGAUGUUGCGAGGAUUAAGGGGAGUGAGGUUGUUAACAUUCUUGAAUCCGAUUCGGCUCUUGUUGUGGCGAGGAGUGCGGAGAUUGGGGAGCCUGGGCCGGUGGCUGCCAUUCGGAUGCCGAUGCUUCGGGUUUCCAAUUUCAAAGGGGGGACCCCGGAGCAUAUCCAGGCUUGUUAUGCUGUUUUGCUUUUGGUUCUCCCUGGUGGGCAGCCGCGGUCUUGGAGCAGCCAGGAGCUUGAGAUAGUAAAGGUCGUUGCUGAUCAGGUGGCUGUGGCGCUUUCCCACGCCGCGGUUCUUGAGGAGUCUCAGCUCAUGAGGGAGAAAUUGGCAGAGCAGAAUCGGGCGUUGCAGAUGGCGAAGAGGAACGCAAUGUUGGCGAGCCAGGCGAGGAAUGCGUUCCAGAAAGUGAUGAGUAAUGGGAUGAGGAGGCCGAUGCACUCGAUUUUGGGCUUGCUCUCGAUGCUGCAGGAUGAGAAUUUGAGCAAUGAGCAACGGGUUAUUGUUGAGGCGAUGGUGAGGACGAGCAACGUUCUGUCGACUCUGAUAGACGAUGUGAUGGAUACUUCUACAAAGGAUAGUGGGAGGUUUAUGUUGGCGAUGAAGUCUUUCCGUCUACAUGCCCUGAUAAAGGAAGCUGCCUGUCUUGCCAAGUGCUUGUGCUUGUAUAGGGGAUUUGGUUUCGCUGUUGAGGUUGAAAAAUCUAUGCCUGAUCAUGUAAUGGGAGAUGAGAGAAGGGUUUUUCAGGUGAUUCUGCACAUGAUCGGAAACCUUUUGAAUGGCAACAAGGAAGGAGGAUUGGUCGUGCUUCGUGUUUUUCCCGAGAGCGGGAGUCAGGGAAGGAAUGACCAAAGAUGGGCGGCUUGGAGACCAAGCUCCUCAGAUGGGGAUGUAUAUAUCAGAUUUGAGAUUAGGCUGAGUGAGAGUGGUUCUCAAUCAGAUGGGGCAAUUCCGACAGCACCGGUUGUUAGUCGGAGAUACACCAGCGACGGAAUUGAGGAAGGCUUGAGCUUCAGCGUCUGCAAAAAGCUUGUGCAGAUGAUGCAAGGGAACAUAUGGGUAGCCCCAAGCUCUCACGGAUCUGUCCAAAGCAUGGGGCUACUUCUUAAGUUUCAGCUCAGACCAUCCAUUUCAAUAGCAAUCUCCGAACCCGGAGGCUCAUCAGAACACCCGCAUUCCAAUUCUCUUUUCAGAGGGCUGCAAGUUUUAGUAGCUGAUGAUGAUGACAUAAACAGGGUUGUAACAAGGAAGCUGCUCGAAAAGUUAGGUUGUAUUGUAACCACUCUUUCUUCUGGGUUUGAAUGCCUCGCUGCUAUAAGUCCAGCGAGCUCUUCGAUACAAAUCGUGCUCCUGGACCUUCACAUGCCUGAGUUGGAUGGUUUCGAAGUUGCAAGUAGGAUUCGGAAGUUUAGGAGCCGUAGUUGGCCGUUGAUCAUUGCCUUGGCAGCAGGCGAUCAAGAAGAUGUCUGGGAUAGGUGUAUGCAGAUUGGAAUCAACGGGGUAAUCCGAAAACCGGUUCUGUUGCAAGGAAUUGCCAACGAGUUGCGAAGAGUCCUGUUGCAGGCCAACAAAAUGUGAAUCAUGAUAUAACUUAGCAUACAGCACAUUUGUUGUCUUUCAAUCCCCUCCACAACAAGCUUCAGACAUUGAGAUGUUGCACACAACAUUCAAAGUCAGAAUGGUAUACAAAAGUUGGCUCUUAUCUUUUAUUUUCUAUCUCAUGUGUUUGAGCGAUGUUAUAAUUUACAUAGAAUAGUUCCAGAUUUGAUCACAGUAAUCAAUAUUGUCAUAGAAAGACAUCCUUCUAAUA